Molecule: messenger RNA, 5054 nt
Organism: Passer domesticus (house sparrow)
Lineage: Eukaryota; Metazoa; Chordata; Aves; Passeriformes; Passeridae
Exons: 15
Coding region: 3613-4623 (336 amino acids)
Source: RefSeq, a predicted model, not a curated record
AAUCUUCAAAAGCAGAAACAUGUGGAGUCAGAAUUAUAGAACAGUUUGGGUUGGAAGAGACCUUAAAGAUCAUCUAGUUCCACCCCCCUUACUGUGGUAGGGACAUCUUUCUCUAGUCCAGGUUGCUCAGGGCCCCAUCCAACCUGGCCAAGGAUGGGGCAUCCACAGCUUCUGUGGGCAACUUCUCACCACCCUUACUGCAGAGAAUUGAUUCCUAAUAUCCAGUCUAAAUUUACCCUCUUUCAAUUUAAAGCCAUUCCUCUUUGUGUCCUGACACUACACGCCCUUGUAAAAAGUCUUCCUCCAUUUAUAGGCUUCCUUUAGACGAACAUGCUACUAGAACAUGCUGCAAGAUCUCUACAGAGCCUUUUCUGCAGGCAGAACAACCUGAAUUGUCAGCCUUUCCUCAUAGGAGGGGUUUUUAAUCCUUCUGAUCAUCUUUGUGGCCUCCUGUGGGCCCACUCCAGUAGGUCCAUGUCCUUCCUGUGCUGAGGAUCCCAGAGCUGGAUGCAGCACUGCAGGUGGGGUUGGUGGGGGUCCCAGCAGAGCAAAGCAGAGGGGCAGAAUCCCUUCUCUCACCCUGUUGCCCACGCUGCUUUGGGUGCAGUACAGGACACAUUUACCCAUUGCUGGCUCAUGUCCAGCCCCUCAUUUGCCCCAGGUCCUCCUCAGCAGGGCUGUUCCCCAUCUGUUCAUCCUUUAGCCUGGAUUUGUGUUUGGGAUUGCCCUAAGGUGCAUCACCUUGCACUUGGCCUUGUUGAACUUCUUGAGCUCUGCACAGACCCUCUCCUCAAGCCUGUAGAGGUCCCUGUGGAUGAUGAUGUCCCUGUGGAUGGUAUCCCUUUGCUCCAGUGCAAUGACUGCACCAACUUGCUGAAGGUGCCCUUGAUCUGAAGGGGUUGCUGUCCAUUCUGUCGGAUUGAAAGUGCUUUGGGGUAUUUAAACAACUCAGAUAUGUCCUAUUCCCACACACAAGAAUUUAGAUAUUGGUAACUUUUCCUCCUUGAGUUAUCUAACCACUGAGUUAUCUAAUAGUGAUGUUUAAGAGCAGUGUUUGUAAUGAUUUAUUGGUAUUUCCAGCAGGUUCUGCAGCCUGUCUUUCCCUAGUGCAACUGCUAACACUGUUGUGUAAUACCAUUCACUCUGUGCAUUCAUCCUCAGGGUUGUUUCUGUGGCAUCUUCGGUACGGUCAGAGCACGUGGGUGAUAGUUCUAACACUGAAGAUAAAUUAGCAGUGUAUUGGCUGGCAGUGAAAACUAGAACAGGACCUUUACACCUCUGCCAGGACUUUGAUCCGGCAUUGCACAUUCCACUUUAAAUUUACAGCAUUUUAAGCUGCCAAAUGAUGAUGACUAACUACUUAAUCCUUUUUUAACUUUUUUAUCCAUUUGAAUUCUGAGCAUGAGUUUCCCUCCUGGGACUGUUUCUUGAUUUCCUGGAUGGCCCAGGUGGUUGAUGAAUGGAAGUUACUGGUGUUUGUCCAUCUGCUACAGCCAGAGUGACUGAAGUGCAGUUGGGAAGAAAAAAUUUAAGAUGACUGGUGAAACACACUUAGGAUGCAAAAGAUGUGGAGCAUCUAUCAGAAGAGGAGAGUUGUGCCUAAAUAUGGAUCCUCCACUCAACAGAACCCAAUGACCUUAAUUUCCAGGAUUGCAAAACUGAGUUUGCAAAACUGGGAAUCAGCAGGCUGCUGGGCAGGAGUUGUAUCAGCAGCUGGAAAUACAAGGCAAGAGGAAGAAAUGUUUCCUUCUAGCCCUGGCUCUCCACUUUAUCCCUGCUUUCCCCUGUGUGGGCAUACACUGGAGUCGGCAGGCAAUUAGAAAGUUCUCUCAUGACUUACCUCUCCUGGCUCUGGCUUUUCACUUCCUGUUGCUGGGGAAACUGCAGUCCCAAAUCCCUUCCCCUGGGCUCAGUGGUGCUGCCAGAGCACUGCAGGCAAGCAGAGUUCUAGGAGAUGCACCAUCAGAAAGGCAGGAUUAACUAGCAGCAGAGCAGGGCUGGGCACCAGCGCGGUCACAAAGGGCCUGAGAGCAGCAGGAGCUGCCAUGGCCGUGGCUGUACAGCCCUUUCCCAGGCUGAAACUAUCUGACAAGUGCUGACUGUGGAAAAGUAUUGAUGGUGAUGCUCAGUAAAGUGCACAAGGGUUAGAAAUCAUUCCAGGUGCUGGCUCAGAGAGGCUGCAAAGAAGGCACUUUUACAGCACUGGCCCUGAGGCACCUUCAGCCCAGCUGGAGCUUGUCUCCAUCUCUGGAAAGUGCUGUGGCUGGGGGUCCAAAAGCAACAAAUCAGUGCUGGCAAGUUGUUUGAAGAGCCUGGAGGGUGCACGUCCUCACCAACCCUCCUCUUUGUAGAUAUUGUUCAGGCAGGGGACUGUCCCAAAUAUUUAGAGGCCAUGAUGGGCCCUUUGUUGGACACCUAUGGAAUACGUGGCUUGGGGGCAGAGUCCAUGCCUUUGAAAUGUGUGAAGUAGGACUUGGUGUCUGGGUGCUCAGUGAACAUCCUGUUGAGGAAAGAGAGACAUCCUGACUUGUGAACCAAGAAAGGAAUCCUUGUGUGCAAGAGCAAAUCAACACUUUGAGUCGAGACAUGAUUUUAUUACAAAUCUGAAGAACAGGGUGCCACACCAGGCCUUUUCCAACCUUUUGGAAAACAACCAGAGUCCUUUUUACAAAAAGGUUAGUCCUGAAUGCUGCUCUCAUGAUUAACAACAUUCAGUACACGGCCAGCAGUGACUCUAACAUGAUCAUUAACUAAUAAGGAUGACAGUGCUGAGUUUUCUUGCACUGUAUCCACCUAACCAAGAGUUUGUAUUGGGGGAGGCUGGUGUUCAGCAGAGAAACUUGACAUCCUUAGUAAAGGGGAAGAAAGCCAACUCCACAAACCCCAGCCCACCCUGAACCAUCAGUGUGCUAUCAGCAUCAUUCUGGAGCCAAACCACACACCAACAUAAGGGCUGCUAUGAAGAAAGUUAACUCCACCUCAGCCAGACCCAGCACACUGCAGGACUGCAUCCUUUUUGUGGACAAAUUUAGGCUCAUGAAGCCUUCACAGUGCUCAACUUUUGCACAGGUGCUGCAGGCAGGAGGAAAGAGAUCAGCUUUUAGAGAUGUAGAAAAUAUCGUGCCCAAAUCAGAGAUGCAGAGUACCAGGGCUGGACAGAGGCAUCAGGCAGCAGCAUAUGCACUGUUCAUAUCUGUAAUGUUACAAUCUGGCAUUUAUAUCUGCCCAACUGAUGAGACUGAAACACCCAAUCAUUUAAUGGAAACAGCACUCCCACAGGUUUUAGACACAAGCCCCUAGACUGGGUCACUCAACUCCCUUGUCUAGGAUACUGGAGCUUUAAUUACAUAGAGUUUAUAUAAAUCAUGUUCUGAAGAAAACAGAAAUCCACUGAAUAUCACCCCCAGCAGAAUUAAACCUGGACUCCAAAUAAAGUGACCUGAUGUCAGAGAAAGAGAAGAUAUAGCUGCAAGACAACAUCAGGCUAAAAUAAACAGCUAUGGGCUGCUUUAUGUGGAAGUUAGACACCAGUCCAGAGGCUUUCCAUCAAAACACAGCUAUAUAUCUGACACCUCACCACAGUCAUCACCCUAUGGAGACCAGACUUCUAACAUGAAGGAAAUGUUUGAAAUUAUGAAAGAGAUGGACAACAAAAAAACAAAGGAAAUGUUUGAAAUGAUAAAAGAGAUGGACAAUAAAAAAAUGAAGGAAGUGCUCGAAAUGGUAAAAGAGAUGGACAAUAAUAAAACAAAGGAAAUGUUUGAAAUGGUAAAAGAGAUGGACAACAAAAAAACAAAGGAAAUGUUCGAAAUUAUGAACGAGAUGGACAACAAGAACACAAAGGAAAUACUUGAAAUGAUGCAAAAGAUGGACAACAAAAUAAUAACUUUGUCUGACACUGUUCACACUCUACUUCACCUUCUGGAUAGUCACAACAGAGCACUUCCUGAGAGGGUAAUCCAAAUACUGCAUAAGGAGAAAGAGGAAAAUGAGAUGCUGAAAGAGAAGACCAAAAAGCUAGAGGAAAGAAUCCAAGAGCUGCUGGCUAAAGUGAUGGCCAUGCACCAGCACUCUGAGGACAUCAAUGACCCUUCACGUUUGUCUGCUGUGCUGGAGAGAUACGAGAUGCUGAGGCUGCAGGAAUGGGAGAAAGUCAGGAGCUCCAUGCCCCACCGCUGGACCUAUGAAGAAGGCAGUUGCACCAUUAGGAAGGUGUUUGAUGCCUGUGAAAAAGAUAUACAACAGAGAACAGAGGACAUACUUAAAGUUCUUUACAUUCCACCUUCAAAUAAGGUGGUGAUGCAAGACUUAAUGAAGCUGUUCAGGCAACACUAUCACCAAAACUCAAUGGUUUAUGACCAGAUUGUUCAAGAAGCUGACGUUCACAUAAGAACUGAAAGUGAAACACAGUUCCUGCUGCAGUGCUGCCAAAUUUAUUGUUUGCUGCUUCUUCAGGACCCACCAGUUAAAGCUGAGUGGAGGAUGAACAGAAGGCAUGUAGAUCAUGUGGACAAGAAAGAUGUAAUGCACUGGAAAAAAGUAUCACUUCUGUGGCCCAUAAUGAAAUGUGGGGACGAAAUUAUUGUGAAAGGUGUCGUCUGGGAUCAAAGGAGAAUGACUUGAGAGCUGGGCUAAUUACUUACUUAGCCAGAUGAAGAUGGAACAGCUGUUAUGUAAUACUCUGCUUUUUCUUUCUCCCAUGAAUUAUCUACUUUUCAGAGCUAGUAAGUUAGACAUCCCCCACUUGGGACACCUAGGAUAAAUCAUCAUUAACAAACCUGUAUUGAAAAUUGAAGCUAUUCCAAUUGUCUCUUCACAAAGGCCACCUGCCUGUUAGCACUCCUCUGCUUUCCCACAUCUGUACAAUUCACCUCUCCCAAUGUCCUUCAGCUACACACAUGCCACAGCUCUGGAUCAAAAAACUCUAAAAGCUGUAUUCCGUGGCAUACUGGGGAUGCAAGGAGGCAAAUGCAUGUUUAUGUGAUUUGGUGUGACACAGUAUUCUGUAAGCAACCUGAGAAUUACCAAAUAAAAAAGACUUCAAAUUCUGCUGC